AAAUAUUGUGAUUUCCACUUUUAUACCUCAAAUUUUAGUUAUUUUAGAUUUUCUUUGAGAAAUUUAGAAUAAAAUAUGAGUUUUUAUUUAUCAGCCAACAAUUCUAUGUUGGUUGCUUAAAGUGUGCUAAAACUCCUAUAACUAUUCAACAAUGACUAGCGUGGAAGAUGCUGACUCUCUUGUCAUACCGUGUUUACAAAUAGACCCCAAUGUAGAACUAAAGGAAGUCCCAACUACAGGGGAAGAAUAUUUGCUAAAAGUGAUGAAAGAACGACAAAAAUGUGUUGUUGUAACUAAAUGUAACAAAGACAUUUCAAAGUUUGCAAAAAAUCAAUCGCGUUUUGUUGUGGAGCCCGAAUGUACCAAAUCAGCUCCAGAUGCAUUAAAGCCCACUCUAGAGUGGCAAAAUAUUCAAGUUGCAGACUUUUCAGAAGUGAGAAUGUACAUUUCACGAAUGAGAGCUAAGAAGUCGGAACACAAAAUACAAGAAAUAGACAUUGAAGAAAAUCACAUAGUAUCAUGGAAACAGUUCUUUGAAGAAAGUUCUCCAACCUUAUCUUGUGUUUUUGGAUUAAAACAGGCAUAUUUUGACAAUGGAUUAGAAAUGCUCACCAAUUCAUUAAAUAGCAUUAAACCUGGAGAAACUAUCACCCCAAAAACAGGUCAAUGGAUUUACGCAUUUCUAGCCUGCCUGACCCUACCGCUACUAUCAGAUACAAUUAGUAUAUUAAGAAACUUGGCAAGAAGGUGUGCGGAAAUAAGAUCACAUAUAAAGGCAGAAGAUGAAAACGCAAUUGCUGCAGUUGCUCCGUUAAAUGUAUUCAUUUGUCUCAUAUCUCGGUAUUUUAGACAAAUUGAUCUGGCAGAUAAAUAAUUAAACCAUGAUUAUUAUAUUAAUGAUAUAUGUUUUUAAUAAUAACAUAAGACUGAUUACAUGCAUAUUAUGACAUAAAAAUAAAGUAAUGUGUGUAAUUUUAAAA
Molecule: messenger RNA, 980 nt
Organism: Plutella xylostella (diamondback moth)
Lineage: Eukaryota; Metazoa; Arthropoda; Insecta; Lepidoptera; Plutellidae
Gene: Gem2
Product: Gemin 2
Biological process (GO): spliceosomal complex assembly; spliceosomal snRNP assembly
Cellular component (GO): spliceosomal complex; nucleus; SMN complex
Source: RefSeq, a predicted model, not a curated record